Messenger RNA from Nicotiana attenuata, 1561 nucleotides. RefSeq lists its product as uncharacterized. The transcript is spliced from 9 exons. Lineage: Eukaryota; Viridiplantae; Streptophyta; Magnoliopsida; Solanales; Solanaceae. The record is from RefSeq and is a predicted model, not a curated record. Gene Ontology annotation, cellular component: membrane. The coding region runs from base 203 to 1321 and encodes 372 amino acids. Gene Ontology annotation, molecular function: glycosyltransferase activity.
GCAUCUCUCUCUCUCUCUCUGUUAUUGAUUCACUCCUUUCAACCACCAACGGCUCAAUGUACACACUCCUCUUCCCUUCUAAUUCGAACGCCUAUAUGUAGGCAUUAAUUGUGUACACACAUAUAGACAGACAAACAAUAAAAAUACAAAUGAUGAUGGGAAGUUGAAUAUCAGAAGAAAUUAAAGAGCGUGUAAUUAAGGCAUGAAGAAGAAGGGGUUGAUUGUGGGAGCAGGAGGAAUAUCGUGGUUCGCGUGGAAGCUGUUGAUUGUGGUUUUCCUUACUCUCACCAUUGUUCUCUGCAUGUUGGCUUUUCUUAGGCUCCAGCGAUUCCCUCCUUCACACUCCCAAAAUCCUUCUUCUUCAGUUUCUCGUAGAUUUCUCCAUCCCAAUUGGGAUUCCAUUAGUUUUCGAGGCCAUCCCAAAGUUGCUUUUCUCUUUCUAGCCCGACGUAAUUUGCCCCUCGAUUUCCUUUGGAAAUCUUUCUUCGAGAAUGCUGAGGCUGAUAAAUUUUCAAUAUAUAUACAUUCGGAGCCUGGUUUUGUGUUUAACGAGUCUACCACAAGGUCAUCUUUCUUUCAUGAUCGCCAAUUGAAUAAUAGCAUCAAGGUAGCUUGGGGAGAAGCAAGUAUGAUUGAAGCAGAGAGAUUGUUACUUGAACAAGCUCUUAAGGAUCCAGCCAAUAGAAGAUUUGUGCUAUUGUCCGAGAGCUGCGUCCCGUUGUACAGCUUUAGCUAUAUAUACAACUAUUUGAGGGCUUCUCCUAGGAGUUUUGUAGACAGCUUUCUCGAUAAAAAGGAGCGCCGCUACAACCCAAAUAUGUCACCAUAUAUACCUAUGAGCAAAUGGAGGAAAGGAUCACAGUGGAUCACUUUAAUCAGGAGGCAUGCAGAAGUCAUUGCAGACGAUGAUGUUGUCUUUCCAGUUUUCAAGAUGUUCUGCAAGCGAAGUCACAACUGCAUUCCAGAUGAACAUUACGUGCAGACAUUAUUGGCAAUGCAUGACAUUGAAGGAGAACUGGAACGUAGAACGAUUACCUAUACAGAGUGGAAUCAAUCUGCGACAAACAUGGACAAAAGUAGUUGGCAUCCUGUGACAUUUAGCUAUGCAGAUGCAGGGGCUGAACAGAUCAAGAGAAUAAAGGAUAUCGACAAUGUUUACUAUGAAACUGAGUACAGAACGGAGUGGUGCCAUAAUAAUUCCACACAGGUUCCCUGUUUUUUGUUUGCAAGGAAAUUCUCAAGAGGAGCAGCAAUGCGUCUGUUGAGUGAAGGAGUAAUUUCUCAGUUUGAUGCCUCUGCUAUGAUGGACCCAACGCCAUGAUUUUGCUUUGUAUUAUAGGCCAGUAGACCUUGAGAUCUUAAUACAUAAGGGUGAUCAUCAAUACUAGAAAGCGAAAAAAGUUUUGAUAGUGUUACUGUUCAGUACUUCAGCCUUUUAGAAUUUGGGAACAUAAAGUGGAAGUUGUUCCUUGGUUUGGUUCAUGUAAGGCUUCCCGUUGUAGAUAUUAAAAAGUUACUUCAUACUGAUGCAUGAUUCAAGCUGCCUAAAAUUGAAAGGUUU